AUGUACGUGAACCACGGAACGCGCGCUCCCGCCGGUGUGUGCCUCCUUUGCCGACCCCCAACCCCCCGUCUCGCCGGCGGCGGCGAGUCCUUCAACGUCGGCCGUUUUCUGGAGCCAGUCUCCCCGGCGGCAUGGGCGAAUCUCGGCAUCUCGCUGUGCUUGGGUCUGUCGGUAGUCGGUGCGGCAUGGGGCAUUGCCGUUACCGGCUCGUCUAUCCUCGGUGCGGCCGCGAGGGCGCCGCGCAUCCGCACCAAGAACCUCAUCUCCAUCAUCUUCUGCGAGGUCGUCGCCAUCUACGGCGUCGUCGUGUCCAUUGUGUUCUCGUCCAAGUUGCAAGAGACGAACAAGCGAACAAAUACAUUUGUCAAGAUGAUGGUCGUUGAGAUUUUCGGCUCGGUCUCGGGCUUGUUCGGUCUCAUUAUUGGCCUGCUUGUUUCGAUCAGGGGAAAGGCCCUUCCUAGCCGAGCUUUCAGGCUCUGCAGUGUGGAGAAGCAAGAUAUUACAGAAAUACAGAAUGAAGUGUAG
Molecule: messenger RNA, 525 nt
Organism: Metarhizium album ARSEF 1941
Lineage: Eukaryota; Fungi; Ascomycota; Sordariomycetes; Hypocreales; Clavicipitaceae
Product: vacuolar ATP synthase 20 kDa proteolipid subunit
Exons: 3
Coding region: 1-525 (174 amino acids)
Biological process (GO): proton transmembrane transport
Cellular component (GO): proton-transporting V-type ATPase, V0 domain
Molecular function (GO): proton-transporting ATPase activity, rotational mechanism
Source: RefSeq, a predicted model, not a curated record